AUGAUUGAAUUAGGAUUGAGUCGAGUUGCGAGUUUGCUGCAACAGACUCCGCUCACAUGGAAAGCCAUCCACAUUGCUGGGACUAACGGCAAAGGAUCUAUCAGUGCCUACCUAUCCCAUCUCCUCGCGACUGGCGGAGCACGUUGCGGACGGUUUACUUCCCCGCAUUUAAUCGAUCGGUGGGACUGCAUUACAAUUGGCGAGAAAGUGGUCCAAGAAUCACUAUUCCGUCAGAUUGAAGAUCAGGUCAAACUCCGGGAUCAAACAUUGGGGAUCGGAGCCUCCGAAUUCGAGCUGCUGACCGCAACGGCCUUCGAGAUAUUCAACCAUGAACGAGUCGAUGUGGGAGUCGUGGAGGUGGGAAUGGGAGGCCGCCUUGAUGCUACCAACAUUCUAAACAAUGUUCUUGUGUCGGUGAUUGCGAAGAUCGGAAUGGAUCACCAAGCUUUCCUCGGAUCUACGAUCGCAGAGAUCGCUCGCGAAAAAGCGGGGAUCUUGAAGCCCGGAGUCCCUUGUGUGGUGGACAACACAAAUGACCCAGAAGUACUUGAAACCGUUAAAAGACAUGUUCAAGAACUGGGAAUUGAAUCAUCUUUCGUUUCUCCUGCGCAGUGUCCGACACUGACACCCUACUUCAGGGAUCUGGACCUAGAGCCCCACCAGCAACAGAACAUGUGUUGCGCUGUCUCCGCCUUCAACCUUGCAUUGCCUUGUCUGAGUCCUCUUAUGACGACUUCGGACGUUCUCUCGCUACUACCAGGUCUUGCCCAGGUACAAUGGCCAGGUCGCUUGCAAUCUCUCGACCUCCGACCACUUAUUGAUCGCACAAUGCCCAUCCUACUAGAUGGCGCUCACAAUGCGCAGUCUGCCGAAGUUCUUGGCAAGUAUGUGGACCGCAGGAUGCGGUCGGAGAGCAAACCUGUCACCUGGGUAGUUGCUGCAUCGAGCGGAAAAGACCUUGCCGGGGUUUUCGGCUCCAUCAUUCGCCCCGGGGAUCGCGUUGCCACCGCAGAGUUCGGCCCUGUAGAUGGAAUGCCCUGGGUGCAGUCGACCAACGCCGCCGAGCUUGCCUCUUCUAUCCUGGCCAUUCAAGAUAUUGGGACGGUUCAGAGCUUCUCGGGCGAUCUACUGCCAGCGCUCCGAUGGGCCAGCGAUGAGGCCCACGAUGGCCCUCUUGUCAUCGCUGGUAGUUUAUAUUUAGUCUCUGAUGUGUUGCGUCUUCUCCGUGAGGCACAAAAGUGA
Molecule: messenger RNA, 1242 nt
Organism: Penicillium olsonii
Lineage: Eukaryota; Fungi; Ascomycota; Eurotiomycetes; Eurotiales; Aspergillaceae
Source: the annotation of a GenBank genome assembly